Messenger RNA from Rhododendron vialii, 1248 nucleotides. RefSeq names its product GCN5-related N-acetyltransferase 4, chloroplastic. The record is from RefSeq and is a predicted model, not a curated record. Gene Ontology annotation, molecular function: N-acetyltransferase activity. The coding region runs from base 168 to 986 and encodes 272 amino acids. Gene Ontology annotation, biological process: N-terminal protein amino acid acetylation. Gene Ontology annotation, cellular component: chloroplast. NCBI's taxonomy places the organism in Eukaryota, Viridiplantae, Streptophyta, Magnoliopsida, Ericales, Ericaceae. The transcript is spliced from 3 exons.
CAACCCCGUGCUGUUAAAAUGGUUUUCAAUCCCAAACAAACGGCAAACGGGAAUCUCUGAUUUUUCAGAGCGGGGGAGGAGGGCAUGAUCUUUCGAACUCUCUCUGCAACCGAAAUCGAAACCUGUCUGAGAGAGAGAGAGAGAGAGAGAGAGAGAGAGAGAGAGAGAUGCGGACGGUGCCACUGGGAAUCUCAGUGUCUCCAACCUCCGUCAAUCGCCAUUCCAAUUGCAAUAAGCUCAAACCAACCUUUGCUUAUAGGCUCUCUCGCUUCGAUUCCUUUCUCUCUCAUCUCCCAAAUUCAGGUUUGCUUUGCAGAGCCAGUCAAGUUGCUGAACUAUUCCCUCCAACUGUAUCGCCUGAAAUAGUAGUUCGAGAAGCCAGGAUAGAGGACUCUUGGGAAGUGGCUGAGACUCAUUGCAGCUCCUUCUUCCCUGGAUACUCAUUCCCUCUAGAUUUUGUGCUGAGAAUUGACAGGCUGGUGGCAAUGCUCUCUGGAUUCUCUGUGCCUCCGGGUUGCCGAAGAACUUGUUUGGUUGCUGUUACUAGUAGCUCGUUUCUUGAUGCUUUCUUCUUUGGUAGUGAAGAUUGUAAAAUAGGAGGUCAAAAUGGUGGAUUUAUUUUAAACAAGGGGAAUGUGGCUGGGAUAUUAACUGUGGAUACCGUGGCUGAUUUUCUGCCAAGGAAAGGACCACUUCGGCAAAGAAGGACUGGAAUUGCAUACAUAUCAAAUGUGGCAGUUCGGGAGAGAUUUCGAAGGAAGGGGAUAGCUAAAAGGCUCGUAGCGAAGGCAGAGGCUCUAGCCAGAACCUGGGGCUGCCGUGCAAUUUCAUUGCACUGUGACCUGAACAACCCUGGGGCAUCAAAGUUGUACAUUGGGCAAGGUUUUAAAUGUGUCACAGUGCCAGAAGGUGCAAAUUGGCCCCAACCAAAGACUUCUCCGAAUAUACAGUUCAACUUCAUGAUGAAGCUUCUCAACACUUUGUAGGUUCCUUAGGAACAUACAAGUAUUUAAAAUGAAUGCCGAUAAAAAAAAAAAGUAUUCAAAAUGAAAAAUCAGUCGAAAUAUCAAGGUUAAACUAGGAUGUUUCAAGUUGUUGUAUGUGUAUAUAAACCGAACGAGGAAUGAGGUCCAGAUUUUGGAGUUGAUGUACUAUUUAUGGUGCUGUGAUGCUCAACCUGUGCAUGUAAAUUCUGUGUGAAGAUGCGUCAGUUUGGCUGCUACACUGGUGGCUGUACUUGUGCGUUUC